Messenger RNA from Mus pahari (shrew mouse), 5639 nucleotides. It is a transcript of the gene Bach1, whose product is annotated as BTB domain and CNC homolog 1. The record is from RefSeq and is a predicted model, not a curated record. Gene Ontology annotation, molecular function: RNA polymerase II cis-regulatory region sequence-specific DNA binding; protein binding; DNA-binding transcription factor activity, RNA polymerase II-specific. NCBI's taxonomy places the organism in Eukaryota, Metazoa, Chordata, Mammalia, Rodentia, Muridae. The coding region runs from base 167 to 2386 and encodes 739 amino acids. The transcript has 5 exons. Gene Ontology annotation, biological process: regulation of transcription by RNA polymerase II.
GGAACGGAGCGCAGGGGAGGAGACGGGCGGCUAUCCGCGCGGAGGGAGUGAGUCACCUGACCGCCGCUUACCGCCUGCAGUCGGGCCGCGCCGCGCCUCGGCUCCGGUCGGUGACAGUGAGAAGCAUGCUUUCCAGUGCUCUCCCUGGUCCCAUUUGCCACCCAGGAUGUCUGUGAGUGAGAGGGCGGUGUUUGCCUACGAGUCCUCUGUGCAUAGCACCAACGUCUUGCUCAGCCUCAAUGACCAGCGGAAGAAGGAUGUCCUGUGUGAUGUGACUGUCCUGGUGGAGGGCCAGCGGUUCCGAGCCCACCGCUCGGUGCUGGCUGCGUGCAGCAGCUACUUCCACUCGAGAAUCGUAGGCCAGACUGACGCAGAGCUCACCGUCACACUGCCUGAAGAGGUAACGGUUAAAGGAUUUGAACCUUUAAUUCAGUUUGCCUACACUGCCAAACUCAUUUUAAGUAAAGACAAUGUUGACGAAGUGUGCAGGUGUGUGGAGUUUCUGAGUGUACACAAUAUCGAGGAAUCCUGCUUCCAGUUUCUCAAGUUUAAGUUUUUGGACUCCACCUCAGAGCAGCAGGAAUGCACAAGAAAAAAGUGCUUCUCCUCACACUGUCAGAAAGCAGAUUUUAAAUUUUCAUUUUCAGAACAGAAAGAUCUAGAAAUCGAUGAAGCGGAUGAAUUCUUGGAAAAGAAAAGUGUUCAGACGCCUCAUUGUGACUCCCAAAGGUGUGAGGGCAGUGUAAAAGCAUCCCCCCCUCUCCAGGACAGUGUUAGUCAGGCGUGCCAGUCCCUGUGCGUGGACAAGGAUGGAGCCCUGGCAUUGCCAUCUUUAUGCCCCAAAUACAGAAAGUUCCAGAAAGCGUUUGGAACUGACAAGAUCCGAACUCUAGAAUCCAGUGUCAGAGAUGUCCACACUGCCUCUGUCCCGCCAAAUGAGACAUCUGAACUUGAGUGUUUCGGGGGAGUGCAGGGGUGUGCAGAUUUACACGUGAUUUUAAAAUGUGAAGGAGUGAAGCCAGGCAUGGAGAGUGAAGACACAAAGGGCAAAGACCCCACCCCUCAGUGUCCUGCAGAGCAGGCCCAAGUGACACCUUUGCCUCAGGAUUCGGCAGGACCUCACGGGCUCUACUCCCUGUCAGUCUUGCACACCUACGAGCAGUCAGGUGAUGUGGUCUUUGCUGGGAUGCAGAGUAAAACAGUGAAAACAGAAAAGCCUCUGUCGGGGCCAGAUGCCCAGGACGAGAAGCCAUUGGAAAAUCAGGAUUUAUAUCUGAAGUCUAGCACGGGCCCCAAAGAAGACAGCAGCAGCCUUGCAUCUGAGGAUCGGAGUAGUGUGGAGCGAGAGGUGGCAGAGCACCUGGCCAAAGGCUUCUGGAGUGACAUUUGCAGCACGGACUCGCCUUGCCAAAUGCAGUUGUCACCUGCUGUGGCCAAAGACGGCUCAGAACAGGGCUACUCGCAAAGGCGGUCCGAGUGUCCCUGGUUGGGUAUCAGGAUCAGCGAGAGCCCCGAGCCAGGCCAGCGGACUUUCACAACUCUCAGUUCCGUCAACUGCCCUUUUAUCAGUACUCUGAGUUCCGAAGGCUGCUCAAGUAACUUGGAAAUUGGAAACUAUGAUUAUGUUGCGGAGCCUCAGCAGGAGCCUUGCCCGUAUGCUUGUGUGAUUAGCCUGGGAGAUGACUCUGAGACCGACACGGAAGGCGACAGCGAGUCCUGUUCUGCCAGGGAGCAGGACUGUGAGGUGAAGCUGCCAUUCAAUGCUCAACGGAUAAUUUCACUCUCACGAAAUGAUUUUCAAUCCUUGUUGAAAAUGCACAAACUGACCCCAGAACAGCUCGACUGUAUCCAUGACAUCCGCAGGAGGAGUAAGAACAGAAUCGCUGCGCAGCGCUGUCGCAAGAGGAAACUUGACUGUAUCCAGAACCUUGAGUCGGAAAUCGAGAAGCUGCAAAGUGAAAAGGAGAGCUUGCUGAAGGAGCGAGACCACAUUCUGUCAACGCUGGGGGAGACAAAGCAGAACUUGACUGGACUUUGUCAGCAAGUGUGCAAGGAAGCCGCUCUGAGCCCCGAGCAGAUCCAGAUCCUCGCCAAGUACUCGGCCUCCGACUGCCCGCUUUCCUUUUUAAUUUCUGAGAAAGGAAAAAGUACUCCCGAUGGCGAGCUUGCUUUUACAUCAGUUUUCAGUGUGUGUGACGUGCCUCCAACUGCACCACCUCCCUGUGGGCGAGGGAACAGCGCAGCCAGCCAGGAGCUUGUGCAGGAGUCCCCGUCAACCACCGCAGCCGCCCCGGAGCAGGCCACGCUGUUGGAACCCUGUCGGCAGAGUGCUGGGAUCUCAGACUUCUGUCAGCAGAUGUCUGACAAGUGCACUACUGACGAGUAACCCCACGGGCAGCCUUCACCUGCCGCUUCCCUCUGACCUUAGUAUGGCCAUGUCUUCUUGCCUAGCAGCCUGCGUCCUCCUGGUAGCUUUCUGUUGUGGGAAUUUCUCUUUCAGGUGAUCCUGAGUUCUCCUUGGUUUUCAUAGCAGAUACGACAUGCUCUAUCUCUUGGAUGAUGGGAAAUCGGAUGUGAAAAUACAGAGUAACCAGGUAAUAAUCUCCUAGUGUUCAAACUAACUACAGCAGUGGAAGCCGCAGUAUCCAUUUCAACAGCUCAGAGCAUCUGCACACAGUCCUGGUGGGCUGUGGAUAACCUACUGACCUGGGCUGUGGAUAACCUACUGACCAGGAAGAAGAACCCUUCUGAAGCGGAGCAGAGGCGAUCUCCCCAGAAGUGGGCUACUAGGUGUUUAUGUGGAAAAGAAAUCUCCUUUGAACUCUAAUGCUCUGCACCUCAGCUCCUCCCAAAGUCCAGCCUGGGCUGGACCUGGUGACCCUGAGGCUGCCCUGGCAGGACCUAGUCAGAAGCCACAGCUGGCCUGGGCUGGAGGCCUCUGCUGUCCUCAGUAGUGACUAGGAGUUUUGGCUGCACAAACCAGAAAGUGUAUCGUUCCGUUCUCAGUUCUGUUCCUCUCUUUAGUCUCCACCUUGUCCAGGCUGUUAGGGACUGUCUGUUCCCCGACUUUUCUUGUCCCAUGAAGGAAGAAGCUGGCAGUUAGGCCUAAGAGGCUUGAGUGUGCACAAUCUGGCCAGAGCUGUAGUUGCCACGGUCCCGGAGAGCUUCACACUGCAUGAGGCUGUCGAUCAUCUCAUUGCAGGUCACUGAUGACCAUGAGGGCAUUGGCGUCAAGGAGAGGGAAAUGUCUACAUUGACUGGAAGAGCAGCUCAUUGGUAUCCUAGUGAAGACUUGUGAUCUGUAAAAUAAAAAAAAAGACGUGUUAGAGGCAAACAUGGAUCUGAGGCUCUGCCGGUGUUUGAAGCGAUAAAAUUCGGGCUCGGUUCAUUAAUGGGUUUGUACUUGAGAGCCAGAGUUAAUCCUUUUAUUAUUAUUAUUUUUAUCUUAUUCCCACAUUUGUAAAGGCAUACAUACCAGUUUGACUUGGGCAUUGAAAGAUCAAUCUUGUGCUUAUUUAAUGUUGGUAGAAAAUGAAUUGAUAAUAAUCUGAGCAGUUACUCCGGUAAUAUUUGCAGUGAUUUUUAGUCAUUCUGGAAUCUCACCUUGUAGACCUCAGCAGUGGAAACAAAACCUUGUUUAUACAGGUUCAAUAUCCCUUUUCAAGGAAUGUGGGAUGCCUUAAAAUUGGAGACAUUCUGAGCACCGAGAUGUGCGAUACCCAGGCCUGACCUCACGAGGCAGGCUGCAGUCAGAGCAGGGCGUUCAGAGUCCUCUGAAGGCUACUUUAUAUGCCUACAGUAUAGGGUUUCAUUAAGGGUGGGGGCGGGGGUGGGGCCCUGACCCUCAGGAUCCCAUAACCUUCUGUUGAGAACAGGGAGAGCCUGAAGUCUGAAGGCACUCUGCAUCAGACACCUCCAACAAGGGAGUCCGCAGUGGCUCCCAGCAGCACUUAGAGAGUCCUGUGUCAGGGUGCAGGGGACAGUCAGUAGGACUGCAUCUCUCCAGGUCUCAUACCUGAAAGAGACGCUUCAUUGCAUGCUGCAUCUACUGAGGGGCAGAGGGGCAGAGGGAGGGAGGAGGGGAGGGGGAGGGGGAGAGUGCACACUACCCUGAGUGGUAUUCGGUCACUGGCGAGCUGAUGUUUGCCAUGAGGAGAUACGGGGACCAGCAGCAAUAUUUCAUGAUUUCAUAGUUGGCAGAUAUUGCUCUUUUUCCUUGGGGUGCAGCAAGGGAGGGAGGAGGGUAGUAUGUGUUUAUCCUUGGAAGAGAAAAUUAAAUUGGAAUUAUUUUCUAGAAGUUUUGAAAAGUCUACUCAAUUUGCCUGGGAGAGAGUGCUCACUGUGUGAUAAUACAUCCCAUGUUACAAAAGAGUUGUAUGUGUAUGUGUGUAUAUAUAUACACACAUAUGAAAUUAUAUGUAUAUACACAUACAUACACAUGUAUGUAUAUGUCCCCAUGCAGCUAUUUGGUAUUUGUAAGUUUAGACUUCAACUUAACAUAAUAUGAAAACUUCUCUGGUUUACAAAGUGUAAAAUCUUAUACAAGCCAAUGGAUUUCCUACCUCACUGUACACUCGGCUGUCUGUCAUCGGUUCUUGUGUGUACAUACGUCAGAUCUUUUGCUUUAAAUGUAAAUAUUUGCUUUGGAAGUCACUUCCCAUUUUAUGGUAAAGCCCAGCUCUCUCCUCAGUUUAAAGGUAUUUUUUUAAGACACUUGGUUUAAAUCUCUAUGAUCAGUUUCGCAUUAAGGGUUAAUUUUAAUGGUGUCUGGUAAUUGGCCAAGUGUAAUAUUUCUUUUACUUAGCAUUACUUUUAACAGGCAGCAUGUACUACAAGUAACUGCACUACCUCACACAUACCUUCAUGGUUUUCAAGUUGUAUUAGGUGGACAGGACAGGACCUUUGUCUUUGGGCCAUAGGUGGGUAAUAAUAGAAAUAUAUUGCAUAGCAUUAUACAUUUAUGCCUAUUUUAUCGUGAAUUUCUAAAACAUUUUCUUUUCUAAGAAGAUUUGUUUUAAGGAAAUACUUGGGGGGGGGAGACAAAUGAUAGGAGAAUCAUAUGUGUACAGCGUAUGCCUUUUCCUUCAUGCAGAGCUUGGACAGUGGUUUUAGUUGGUGUUUUGCAUAGUCACACAAGCAGAGCUCCUUAUUGUGCAAGCCGGCCUUCUCAAGGCUAGAGCUGUCAUGUCUGACUCAAUACAAUAAUGUCAUCUUAAAUUUUUGCCCCUUAUUUGAAUACUACAGCUACAGUCAAAUUAAUUUGUUAAAUUGUUAUAUUCAGAAUAAAUAUGGAUAUAAUAACAUUGGUUGUCCACCUGCAAGCUUUCUAACAAUUUACUGUAGCUUGAUGCUUAGCCAGUUUUACGUUAGGAAUUCAACAUACAGGAUACAGGGAUGAGGGUACUCGGCCGUAUUAACAACUUGGAAAAAAAAGAAAGAAGCAAAUGGCGAUGUUACAGUGAAUUCUCAGGUGAACUUUUCAGUUAUGAAAACAUCUAUUUUGAAUUUGUAAAUAUUUUAACUGUUUUAUUAAGGCAUGGACUAAACUAUUCUUUGACACCUAUUGGGUAGAGUGAAAAUUUAAAGCCAUAAUGGUAAAAGAUGGCAUACUGAUUGUAAAAUAAACAAAUAAUAAUAAU